This is a messenger RNA of Heteronotia binoei (common prickly gecko), 781 nucleotides long. RefSeq names its product ribosomal protein S13 (gene RPS13). Lineage: Eukaryota; Metazoa; Chordata; Lepidosauria; Squamata; Gekkonidae. The coding region runs from base 175 to 630 and encodes 151 amino acids. Gene Ontology annotation, molecular function: small ribosomal subunit rRNA binding; structural constituent of ribosome. Gene Ontology annotation, cellular component: cytosolic small ribosomal subunit; ribosome; nucleolus. The record is from RefSeq and is a predicted model, not a curated record. Gene Ontology annotation, biological process: translation. The transcript has 6 exons.
AUCAUGGGAAUUAAACUAUCUACAAACUCUCCACCCUGCUGCAUGAUGGGGGCUGUAUUUCUUGGUUCCGACUAUGCGUUGCACAAGGCCCGUGGCGCGCGUUGACGUCACUUCCGACGGGAUAAGGUUGAUCUGCGCUGUAAGCUCGGGCUGCUCUUUCUCUUCGUCGCCAUCAUGGGUCGCAUGCACGCUCCAGGAAAGGGUUUAUCCCAGUCUGCCUUGCCAUAUAGGCGAAGUGUACCCACUUGGCUGAAACUUACUUCUGAUGAUGUAAAAGAACAGAUUUACAAGUUGGCUAAAAAAGGCUUGACUCCCUCGCAGAUUGGUGUGAUCCUGAGGGACUCCCAUGGAGUUGCCCAAGUUCGUUUUGUGACAGGCAACAAAAUUCUAAGGAUUCUUAAAUCCAAGGGGCUUGCUCCUGAUCUUCCAGAGGACCUUUACCACUUAAUCAAAAAGGCGGUUGCUGUUCGUAAGCAUCUUGAAAGGAACCGGAAGGAUAAAGAUGCCAAAUUCCGACUCAUUCUAAUUGAGAGCAGAAUUCAUAGAUUGGCUCGUUACUACAAGACCAAAAGAGUACUGCCACCUAAUUGGAAGUAUGAAUCAUCUACAGCUUCUGCUCUGGUUGCAUAAGAGCUUCUGUUUGCUAUGGGAACCAACUCAUUAAUAUUCAGUAGCCCUUCCAGUGCUGUGCCAGAAAAAGAUGUCAUAAAGAGGCUUCUUCCUUGUUUGCUGUGGUAAAAUAAAUUACCCAUACCAAUAAAAGCAUCUGAUUUUUCCAUCA